AUGGAACAAUUGCCAUACAUGUUGGUAUCGGAAUAUCUCUCUACAACAUAUAAUCAAGAUGAAGUAAAGUGCAUCACUAAAUACUUCAAUGUGGUAACAUUAACGAAUAUUAAAGAAAACAAAGGCUUGGCAGAAAAAGUCGAGGCCAUCGGUAUUUUAUGCUGGAAACUUGUAGUCACCAAAGACCUCUUGGAUAGUCUUCCUAACCUGAGGACGGUAGCGAGUGCUGGAGCGGGGGUUGACCAUCUCGACUUGCCUCUGCUCUGGAGCCAUGGCGUCUCUGUGUCCCACACUCCCGAUGUUGUCUCUGCCACCACGGCUGACAUGGGCAUGGCUCUGCUACUUGCAUCUGCCAGGGAGGUGGUGAAUGGUGCCUACCUUACAAAAUCACCGAAUUUUAUGGAUGGAGGUCACAUCUUGGUUGGCGUGGACGUCUAUGGUGCCGCUCUUGGGAUCUUAGGAAUGGGUCGUAUUGGCCGUUUGGUGGCGGAGAGAGCCCGUGGUUUUCACAUGUCCAUUCUAUACCACAAUCGCACAAGGAGACCAAUACAUGAGGAGACAGCCUUGGGUGCUCAAUAUUGCCAAAAGAUUGACGAAGUCCUGGAAAAAUCUGACUUCCUCGUGAUCGCAGUCGAUGCAAACCCAGGAACAGUAAAAAUCAUUGGAGAACGGGAACUCAAGCUGAUGAAGACCAAUGCCACGAUCAUCAACAUCUCCAGAGGCAUCGUGAUAGACCAAGCUGCUCUCGUGAAAGCCCUCCAGAACAAGUGGAUCAGAGCAGCUGCUCUUGACGUCACCGACCCAGAGCCACUGCCCAGGGAUCACCCUCUGCUGCAACUUCCAAACGUGAUCGUCACUCCUCACAUCGGGGCCUCUACGGUUCACACGAGACGAGAGAUGCUUCAAAGUGUUGCAGCAACUGCCCUGGCAGCUGUGCAGGGCCGGCCCAUCCCGCACGAAGUGAAACCUCAUCAGGGCUGA
Messenger RNA from Lethenteron reissneri (Far Eastern brook lamprey), 981 nucleotides. RefSeq names its product probable 2-ketogluconate reductase. The record is from RefSeq and is a predicted model, not a curated record. Gene Ontology annotation, molecular function: glyoxylate reductase (NADPH) activity; NAD binding; hydroxypyruvate reductase [NAD(P)H] activity. NCBI's taxonomy places the organism in Eukaryota, Metazoa, Chordata, Hyperoartia, Petromyzontiformes, Petromyzontidae. Gene Ontology annotation, cellular component: cytosol.